Hippopotamus amphibius kiboko is the source of this 874-nucleotide messenger RNA. It is a transcript of the gene MRPS23, whose product is annotated as mitochondrial ribosomal protein S23. Gene Ontology annotation, cellular component: mitochondrion; ribosome. Gene Ontology annotation, molecular function: structural constituent of ribosome. The record is from RefSeq and is a predicted model, not a curated record. The transcript is spliced from 5 exons. NCBI's taxonomy places the organism in Eukaryota, Metazoa, Chordata, Mammalia, Artiodactyla, Hippopotamidae. Gene Ontology annotation, biological process: translation. The coding region runs from base 128 to 700 and encodes 190 amino acids.
CCUCCCGUUGGGGCCGCGGCUGUAGCACAGCGAUCCGCGGCUCGGCCCGCGACUUACACCCGCUUUGCCUGCCGCAGGCGCUUCCGGUUCCGGUACGAGGAGCCGCGCAGGAUCCGAGGCGCUGAUCAUGGCGGGGAGCCGGCUGGAAACCGUGGGGAGCAUUUUCUCGCGGACGCGGGACCUGAUUCGGGCUGGGGUGUUGAAGGAGAAGCCGCUCUGGUUUGACGUAUAUAACGCCUUCCCCCCGCUGAGGGAGCCGGUCUUCCGGAGGCCCCGCUUGCGAUACGGCAAAGCUAAAUCUCCCGUCCAGGACAUCUUCUACCAAGAGGAUCGGAUUAGAGCGAAAUUUUAUUCUACCUAUGGAUCUGGUCAAAAAGCUUUUGAUCUGUUCAAUCCAAAAUUCAAGUCUACCUGUCAGCGGUUUGUGGAGAAGUACAUUGAGCUACAGAAAUGUGGAGAAACAGAUGAAGAGAAGUUAUUUGUGGAAGCAGGGAAGGCUUUACUGGCAGAAGGUGUCAUUUUAAGACGAGUAGGAGAAGCAAGGACUCAACAGGAUGGCAGUCACAUUUCCCGGAAAUCCGAACCCAUGGGUGUGAAACCCCAAACUGCGUCGGAGGAGAACCAGGCUCUGAAAGAAGUUCCACAGGCCCAGCAUUUGGAGGCACCUGGAGAACAGUCGAAAGGCCUCUCGCCUCCUUGAAGAACUUGUAUACUGUGUAUACUGACAUCCAAACUGGAUUCACUACAUGAGUGUUGUACUAUUUUUAACAGUUGAACUGUGUAAAUGUUUCUUGAUCGCUAAGGCAUCAUGUUUGCCUUCUUUUGGUUCCCACUUCUAGGUUGUCAUAAAGCCCUGUAUCAUGGUUUGAAGAAG